AUGGCUAAAAGUAAAAAUCACACCAACCAUAACCAAAAUCGUAAAGCUCACCGUAAUGGUAUUAAGAAACCAAAGACAUAUCGUUAUCCUUCUUUAAAAGGAGUUGAUCCUAAAUUUAUUAGCAAUCAACGAUUUGCAAAGAAGGGAAAUAUUGCUGCCUUAAAGAGUCAACAACAAGAAGUUGGAAAUUGA
Molecule: messenger RNA, 192 nt
Organism: Entrophospora sp. SA101
Lineage: Eukaryota; Fungi; Glomeromycota; Glomeromycetes; Entrophosporales; Entrophosporaceae
Source: the annotation of a GenBank genome assembly